Pseudomassariella vexata is the source of this 873-nucleotide messenger RNA. RefSeq lists its product as uncharacterized. Bases 1 to 873 code for a protein of 290 amino acids. Lineage: Eukaryota; Fungi; Ascomycota; Sordariomycetes; Amphisphaeriales; Pseudomassariaceae. The record is from RefSeq and is a predicted model, not a curated record. The transcript has a single exon.
AUGCAACUAGGCUGGCCAUCUUUUGAUUUUGGCGCCUCCUUAAGCACACCGGCCGUGGUCCCUCUUCAACCUUCACCGGACCAAGUUGACAUCGCCGCCGACCCUAAUCCAGCACCCGAGGAUCCCAGAGCCUUUUGUGUUCAUCAGCUCACUAUACUGGCAGCCGGCAUUGAUGAGGUCUACUUAUCCAUUUCGGCCUUUGCAAUGAUCCACAUUUCUAAGCAUUGCCCCAUCGAAGAGUUCGCUGCCCAGUACGCGGAGAAGUACAACCAGCAGCGAUACCUUGAGCAGCUUUUCACCCACGCGCAGGGUUUAGUAGACCUGUAUCCACGCGUGCUGGGAUUUGUGUUUAAGGAGCAGGACCGAGAACAAUGCCAGGACCCCGACUGCGUCCACCGUGAAGGCAUGCCCGCUCCACUGGAUGGCAUAUUCAACGAGAUGAGCCGCCCAAAAAUGCACAUCGACGAAUAUUUGUUCAAUCUUCUCGUCUGUGCUCACACCCGACUUACCGAAGUCCUCGGCAAUCUCAUUACCCACGUGAAGUCGUGCGCCAAAGUCGCAUUGGCCUCGCCCGACUACUUGAAGGAGCCCGAACUGUGCAUCCCCAAGUUGAGGGUGGGCAGUUUCGUUGCCUCGACUCAGGCCUCUUCUUCGAUGCAGGCCGUCCUCUUAGUUCACAUGGCAUUUCUUCUGGUUGAUUGGGCUAAACAGCUUCAUACUAGAGUCACGGAAACACCUGACCUGGGAGGCUCUAGCAAGGACAGACAGGUACUAAGGUUGCGGUGCGAGGUCUUGAUUGAAAGAGCGGAGUCCGAAGUGAAUGGCUUGAAGAAAAUCAGGGACGCUCUGACCACGUUGGGAUUCAUGAAAUGA